UUUUCAUGCUUUUAAACGCUAGGGUUUGUUGAGAUAGCAACACUUUAGCUCUAAAUGUAACGAAGUUUCUUAGCGCGUGCGAGAUGACGCGCCGGUCAAUUUUUGUAUUUUAGAAAUUGACGUAAUUUUUGUGUGCACGUUUCAUAAAUAAGAUUUCAUAAUGGCCGAUCAAGUAGAUACCAUGUCAGACGCGGAGCUCCGCACAAAACUAGCCGAGCAUGGGUUUCCAAUUAUGCCUAUAACAGCUUCUACCAGAAAAUUGUUGGUAAAAAAGCUCAAAAUGGUACUAGACAACAAAACCAAACCUCGCAAUAGCGUAGACAAAGUAGAGAGUCGACGGUCUCUUGCGCGGUAUUCAAGCGGUGAAGAAUCUGAUUUGGAUUCCUCUAACAUAUCGAAAGAAAAACGUAGUCGUCGUGUAACUACUGGAGGUGCUAUGUUGCCGCCAGUGACAAACAAGUCGAGACGAAUUCCAUUAAAGAGGGAUUCACCAAUAAAACGAGACAUUGAUAAGGGAUCUGAAUCUGAGGAUGAAAAGUCCCCUGUCCGAACACAUGAAGAGGUGGAAACCGUAACAACACGUCGUGUUACUCGUACAUACGCAGCUAAUGACCAAGACGACUAUGAAACAGGUUCUGAUAGUGAUGUUGAUGGUGAAAAGAAGACUUCAAGUCCACUAAGAAGUAGCUCAAGGUCUAGUGACUACAUCUCCAGUACUUUGCCCAGUAAUGACCCCUCUCCGAGCCCUCCAAGGUCAUCUUUAUUCUCUCGUCCAACAUUAUCUAAUACAAACUUCUCAUCUUCACUGUCAUCUUCUGAUCAUCUUAAUUCUAUAAGAUCUCGACUUGGGCUGACAUCAUCCUUAGCAGACCGCCCUUCAGGCAGUUCUUUUACAUCUAAUUACACAAGCAGUGCUUUUCAACCUUCAACUUCUACUAUAGAUGAAGUAGAAUCUCCUUAUUUAAGUAAUUUCACACGACGUCUAUCAUCUCUCAAAGCUGAGCCUCCGAAACCAAGCACUUUUUUGGACAGAGACACUACUAAUGGUAGUCCACUGAUUCCUCGCAGAUCAUUUAUUUCUGGUGUGCCUAGAUCUGAAAUUAUAGAUUAUAAAGCCUCCUAUGAUAAAAAGUUUUUGAAAAACAACCUAGUGUCACUUGCCCUUGUAGCCCUUGUCUCACUUUUUUUUUUUUGUCUAGUUUUCAUGUACAUAGUAAAAAAGAAUGACAUUACCUCAGUUGUAGACGACCAAGACAGUGUUAUACCUAUAUGUCAAUUAGAUCUUCUGCGAAACAGACCGGGCAUUAAUUGUGUGCCUAGAGAACAAGUGAGUUAUGCCAAACAACUUUUAGAAAUUAUCCAUCCAAAACUAACGGAACGCGCUGCUGAAUACAAAUGUGGUAAGUCUGGGGCCGUGCCAUAUUUAACUGAGAGAGAAAUUAUAGACUUGGCUAGGCCUCGAGUUGAUAUCAACCAGUGUCGCACAGAUCUAAAUAAUCUAGAGGUUCUACUUGUUACCAAUCCUAGAUGGGGUUUCAAUGUUGUGCAAACUGAAAAUUUAUAUUCUACAGAUGUUAUAUACUUACCUCUCACAAAUGUUGAUAUGCUUGUGCAACAAAGGAAUAAAGGCGGUUUAGCUUUGGCCCUAUCUGAUCCAUCAACACCCAUAUCAUGUCUCUUUGUCAAUACCCUUUACUCCGCCGGCACAACUAUUGCCAUUAUUGGAAUAUUGUCUGUGUUGUUGUUAGGUUUACAAAGAUUUUACAAAUAUUAUAUACAUUGUCAGAAGAAAAAGAGCGAAGAAAUUUAUUCUAUGGUCGAACAGAUUAUAGAUGUGAUCUCUCAAGAGACUGAAGACAGCGGGGAACCGUACAUAUCCGUCGAUCAUGUCAGAGAUACCCUUAUAUCACCUCCGAAUAGAGAAAAAAUGUCAUCUGUUUGGGAUGCUGCUGUGAAGUUUAUACAGAAAAACGAGAGUCGAGUCAGAAUGGAGGUGCAGUCUGUGGAUGGAGAGGAUUGUAGGGUAUGGAGAUGGAUUGCAUCACAUAACAGUCCCAAACGCAGUACUUCAUGGCAAGGACAAGCGUUUGUUACUCAGGAAGGCUCCGUUAACAAUCUCACUGUAUCUCCAACGCCAUGUCUAAAAAUUCGCAACAUGUUUGACAAAAAUGACACAAACCCAAAUCUAAGAACCGUUAUUCAGGAUGUUAUUCUAGAGAAAUGCGAACGGAGCAAUAUUUUGCAUAUUGACAUAGAGAGUGCUUCCUGCUGCGUGUAUGUGAAAUGCGCUACGCCAGCUGACGCAGGCAUAGUCUACAAGAACUUGCACGGUUGGUGGUAUGAAGGUAGGCUUAUAACAGUUAAAUAUCUACGUUUAGAACGUUACAUGCAGAGGUUUCCCGGCUCCCCGUCAUCAGGAUUCUAUUUAAAACCAUCUCGCCUUCGAAGAACCUGGGACGAAUGAGUCUAUGCUGGUUCAUAGCGAUCAUCAAUAAGGAAUUUAUUUCUGAAUAUCAAUGGAACUUUGAAGCAACUUGUUACAUACAAAGUUUAGGCCUAUCUCUAUAAGUUAUUUGUUUGUGUUCAUGUUGUUAGAAAGGAUUUAGUGCAUUACAAUUUUAUUAUAUCUUAAUGUUACAAUUUUGUCGAUGCUCAGGUAUGGUCUUGUUAUAAUUGAAAGGUUUAGGACAUUAUUCACACAUAAUAUAUUGUCUGCAUAAUACUUGCGUUGCAUUACAUUGACAGGAGUUGUUUUAAAUGCAAACAGUUUGUUGUAGCUACUUAUAUUACUUAUAAUUACAAUAGGAUUUUGACUAUAUUAGAAUUGACCACAGUUGGACAUUGUAAAUAAAUGACAUCACAAAAUUAAAUAGGAAUGUAUUUUAAUAUUAAAGUUAAGCAACUGUCCGUAAUGGUUUGCAUUUGGUGAUGAAUUUACUGUUUUGGAACAAAUUGUUUGAAAACGUAGCUCUAAGUAGGUUAAGUUUGAUGGACAUAAAGUUUUGCUCUUAAAAAUUUGCAUACAAAAGUGGCACAAUAAUAACUUGUGCGUUUUCAUUGACAUUAAUCUGAUUUUAAGAACUUACUAACCUCUAUGUUAUCUUCUAGCAUUAUUUUUUAUUAUUGAUUUUCACUUUUAAUAAAUAAUUUAGGAAA
Molecule: messenger RNA, 3156 nt
Organism: Danaus plexippus (monarch butterfly)
Lineage: Eukaryota; Metazoa; Arthropoda; Insecta; Lepidoptera; Nymphalidae
Product: inner nuclear membrane protein Man1-like
Exons: 2
Coding region: 161-2464 (767 amino acids)
Biological process (GO): nuclear envelope organization; negative regulation of BMP signaling pathway
Cellular component (GO): nuclear inner membrane
Molecular function (GO): chromatin DNA binding
Source: RefSeq, a predicted model, not a curated record